AUGAUCAACACUAUGUCUUACUACUACACACCAGCCACCGACUACGGCUAUGCUUACAAUGGCACCAAUCCUGUAGGAAGACAGGCCUCUCCGCCAUCGCAGCCACAAUACUACUACGAGGCUAAGCAGUUGCCAAGCAUCUUGUUGCCCAACCCUAGCGAAUACCAACCGUUGUACCAGAAGCAACUGCAAAAGCAACAGCAACAACAGGCCCAGGGAAGCAACCCUGCAGUGGGACACCCAGUCACCUCGCCCUACCUGCACCCACAACAUCUUCAACAACAACCACAGUACCUCUCGCAAAACGUUCAAUUGCAACAACAGCAACAGCAACAGCCACAACAGCAACAGCAACAACAGCUGCAACAACGCAUUGGAUAUCCUAUCCAAUACAGCUCAUAUGGAAAGGACCAAUUGCAGACUGGUUACCAAAUCCCGCUUUCCCCUGCUUCGUUGGAUUUGGAUGCUAGACACAGUCAAUCUUCAGCUGGUACGUCGAAAAGCAACUCCAUCGACUACUCCUCCAUCGUCUCAUCUACCCUCUCUGCAAAGCGCAGCAAGAGAAAGUCCAAGAACCUUCUUAUGAGCAACAACGAUGAUACUUUACAACAACAGUUCCCAUGCCCCAAGUGCACUAAAGUCUUCCAGAAGCCAUACAACCUCAAGUCACACAUGAAAACGCAUUCAGACGAAAAGCCUUACGUGUGUAAAGUCUGUGACAGAAAGUUUGCUCGUUCUCACGACAAGAAGCGUCACGAAGCACUCCACGGCGGUGAAAAGAACUUCAAAUGUGAAGGUUUGUUGAAGGACGGAAGCACCAAAUGGGGAUGUGGUAAGAAGUUUGCUAGAAGCGACGCAUUACUGAGACACUUCCGUACUGAAACCGGAUGGCUCUGCAUUAAGCCAUUAAUGGACGAGGCCAAAGAGAACGACAAUAGAAACUCUGCUGUUAAUGCAACUCUCCAACAACAUGGUCUUGUUCCAAUGGGUAUUUCGGGCCCACAGCAAUCCCAACAGCAAGCUUACAUGCCACUUCCAAUUCCACAUUACGAGGCUCCAUCGUUGAUGGACAACUCUAAUUUUAUCAGGAAGUUGGUGAAUAACAAGUAUUGA
This is a messenger RNA of Dujonia railenensis, 1113 nucleotides long. Lineage: Eukaryota; Fungi; Ascomycota; Pichiomycetes; Serinales; Debaryomycetaceae. The record is from the annotation of a GenBank genome assembly.